AUGGAGGAAUUUAAAAACAUAGAAUUAAGACCAAGGAUCGCGGAGGCCCUAAAAGACGCAAAAUUUGAAACUGUGUCAGAUGUAAUGCAUCGUAGUGAAAAGGAGCUUUCAAAGAAAUUAAAAUUAUCAUCAAAGGAUGUAAAAGAACUUUUCCAAUGUAUAGCACUAGAAAUAAUAAAGACACGUCCACUAUUGUUCCCACUCACAAAUGCUCUAAAAAUGCUUAAUUCUGGAGAACAACGUAUGCUAACGACCGGUGAUGCCAUUAUUGAUAAAAUCCUUGGUGGAGGUAUUAUGUCAUGUGGAAUUACAGAAAUCGUAGGUGAGAGCUCUGCUGGAAAAACACAAAUGUGUCUUCAACUUUGUUUGACAGUUCAAAUGCCAAUAGAAUUAGGUGGACUUGAAGGAGGGGCUGUAUAUAUAUCCACCGAAGGAAAUGUCCAGAUGUUAAUAAAACGAACGCAACAAAUGAUUCGUUUGUUCAAGCAACGACACGAUAUUCUGAAGGAUGUCAAUUUGUCAGAUGAAAUCAAAUACAUUACAGUCCCUGAUCUGGACACCCAAUAUCAGGUUUUACAUCUACAAUUACCAAUAUUACUUUCUCGGAAUAAGAUACGACUGGUGAUAAUCGAUUCCAUUGCAGCCAACUUUAGAGUUGCGUAUAAUUCAUCUGACGUUUCCAUAUUGCGCCAACGCUCUAAAGAACUUUGCAAAUUAGGAACAAAGUUCAAGGAAAUAAGUGAUCAGUUUCGAUUACCAGUGAUUUGUGUCAAUCAAGUUUCUGAUUUAUUUUCUAAAAAUGAUAUCAGGGAAUUUAUUGGAAAUAAAGAUGACAAUUUUUGGGAAUAUGACUAUUAUCAGAGACAAUUUUUAGUCGGAAAAGGUUCGAAAAUCCCUGCAUUGGGAUUGUUGUGGUCAAAUAUGAUUAAUUCAAGGAUCAUGUUAUCCAGGGCCGAUAGAACGUUAAUAGGCAUUGGAGACAAAUGUCAAAGAACAAUCACAUUAAUGAUGGCUCCUUAUGCACCAAGACAAUGGGGUGAAUUUUAUAUUGAUAUCGAAGGGAUACAUGGAAAGGUUAACUAA
Funneliformis caledonium is the source of this 1083-nucleotide messenger RNA. The record is from the annotation of a GenBank genome assembly. Lineage: Eukaryota; Fungi; Glomeromycota; Glomeromycetes; Glomerales; Glomeraceae.